UGGCCAUUCUGGCACGCUACACGUGGUUUUUAUCCCUGAUUCCCUGUCCGAGUCGGAGUCCGUUCCGUUUUGACCCACUCGUGCGCGUGACGCGUGUCCACUCGCACUUCGCCCUUCCGCGAGUUGCCGGCUCGUCGCUCGCUUGGAAACUUUCAACCUAUUAUUCUUGGAAUUAUUCUUAUUCCCAGAGGGACCUAUUAUUCCUGAAAUUAUUCUGGAAUAAUCGACGCAGGACUAUCCAUGGCGCUUGGCUCCCCCACGCAAGAUGUUACCACCCUUGUUGUGAAAGUCCAAUAUCCCAGUAUCUGUGCCGUUUACGAGAGCGAUUUGGACAGUCUUCUGGACGAUCUGAAUACAGACAUUUCAGGCUAUACCUGCACUUUGCAAGCAGUUUGUAAGGACAAAUCUACACAAACGCGCACGAGAUCUGUUGUCAACUACGUCACUGGGGGUCCAGAUGCAGUGGCACCCUACUGUAAAACAUACUCAGGUGGUAAUAAAAUCAACACUGUUCUAAUGGAGUUGCUGACAAGUGACAGGUCCAUCAGCCCUCGUGUUGUAUCCACUGUCCAAUCCAGAGUAAAGGAUCACAUAGGGAGCAAAACGGACCAGCCUCUGAUGAUACUGGAUCCAAUAGUAGUGUACGUUUCUUAGAAUCCUUGUUCUGUUGCUGUUGUAUUUUAGUGCUUGAUGUGGCUACUUUAAUAACUGGAGAAUCUCUAUGGUCACCUGACUUUAAUAACUGGGUAGUUAGGCCUGAAGCACAAAGCUGUGUAACCAUGAAGGUAUUAAACCUGUGAUGCCAAGAUAAAAAAGAUGUGGAGCUCUGGACAGCUGUUUCGGGCUUGUUGGCCUUUAUCAGCAGAGCAUACCGCAACUUCUCUCUCUGGCAUCACGAGUUUUAUGAAGGCUACCAGGAGCGCAGCACUUGUGGUUCUGGAGAUUCAUACCCACAAGGCUUUGCCACUGGUAUGUGCUGCUGACAAUGCAAAUGUGAUAUAACUGCCAUGGACAUCAACAUCAUACUUCUCACUAUCACACAGUGCAUAUAAUAUAUAUACUUUUAUACGAACAAACCUUCAGCGUAUAAGGUUAUGUGACAUCUUACAGUUAUAUAUAGCUCAGCACUAUAGAAAAAUACACACACCAACGUUGCAAGAAGUAUCUUAAUAUUUACAGCAGGAGAAGUGUCUCUUAAUUAAAAACAACAGUGUCAAAAACAACAAAAUCAGCAGAACAGCCACUAAUGGAAUAAAAAAUGAAAGUGCUAUUGCGAUAGCCUUCUUUUGUGAUACUGUGACUUUGUAGUGCUCGGACGUAUCUGGGAACGUUAGUAGAGCCAAAACAUUCAUUGUUGACCCUGAACGGAGCACCGAAUCAGUAAUAGUGCACUCACUCUCCCCUCCAUUUAAAAAUUCACAUUUAUGUGGGCUGCCGAGCUCUGUAAUGUUGUAUGCAACCUUUGUGAGAUUGUAUUCAUAACUUGUGCGGACAUUGAUAUUUGCAUCAUCUGGGCUGAGCGGUGUAGACAAAACGUACCAGUAGUAUCCACUCCUGUGAAUGUAAAACUGGUUAGGUGCUUCUAAAAUUGGUUUGCAGGUACCCUUUUUCUCUGUCUUUGCAAUAGUUUCAUUUGAUGGAGGAUCGUUGGUAAUAUCCUCAUAGUCUGCUCGGCUAGUAAACUGACAAAUGUUUGCUAAAUUGCCAAAUUGUGACGGAUUUUCUACAGAAAAAAUGAAAAAGAGUUUGGUGCCUUUCAAAAAGUAAUUCUGUUGCUUUUCUGCAACGAUUAAACCCUGAGGGAAAGAAAAGUUUUUGGAUGAAAAGGUUUCACUGCUUAUGUCUUGCUCUGUUGGGGAAUCUUCUGUGUAGAAGAUCAGAAACUCUGCAGUAGGGAACUGGUCAGUAGUUUUGGUGGAGAAUGUAGUUUUACUGAACCAGACGCCAGAAACAGAUCCGACGUUUACAACAUCCCCACUGUACACAUCGGUGCUCAAUGAAGAGCUAAUGGCUGUCAGACCCCAUAACGGAACAAGAAGGAUGCCAAACACAGCGUAAAACACGAAUAAUGAAGCCCAGCGUACUCUUCUUGGGCAUCCUACUAGAAAUGAUAUAAUACGACUCUAAUCUGGCCAAUGAGAGAAUUCUUACUUUUAGA
Messenger RNA from Geodia barretti, 2158 nucleotides. The record is from the annotation of a GenBank genome assembly. Lineage: Eukaryota; Metazoa; Porifera; Demospongiae; Tetractinellida; Geodiidae.